Abrus precatorius (Indian licorice) is the source of this 171-nucleotide messenger RNA. RefSeq lists its product as uncharacterized. The record is from RefSeq and is a predicted model, not a curated record. The coding region runs from base 1 to 171 and encodes 56 amino acids. The transcript has a single exon. Lineage: Eukaryota; Viridiplantae; Streptophyta; Magnoliopsida; Fabales; Fabaceae.
AUGGAUUCUGGCAUGUCCUGGGCUGAUCAAUGGGACACCAACCCAGACCCUCAUCCGGGAUCAGAGAAAGACAAGAAGAAGAGCAAGGAUGGGUCAAGUAAGAGCAGUUUUGGGAAGACUGUGAUGAGCUUCAAAUGGAUCAAAGAACUUCGCAAGAAAUCUAAUAAGUGA